Molecule: messenger RNA, 2918 nt
Organism: Sphaeramia orbicularis (orbiculate cardinalfish)
Lineage: Eukaryota; Metazoa; Chordata; Actinopteri; Kurtiformes; Apogonidae
Product: neural Wiskott-Aldrich syndrome protein
Exons: 6
Coding region: 128-1645 (505 amino acids)
Cellular component (GO): nucleus
Source: RefSeq, a predicted model, not a curated record
UUAAAUCGGCCAAAGACAAUUAGAAUGCGCAGAAUUUGACGUGGAGUGCGUGUCUGGGUUGGAAAGUGGGAGUGAAUGGUGCACAUUUCACAUCACGGACAGAUGGAGGCGCGCGGCGCAGGGAAAAAUGUUGCGCGUUCAAGGGAGGAAAAAACUGUGUCGUCGGAGUCUGCGCAGUGCGUUUUUCACGUCAGUCCGAAGUUUCGGGAGAACCGCGGAGGAAGGAGGGGACACAGGCCGAGAAAAACGCCAUUUUUUCCUGGUCAGAGUGUCUUCGGUCCAGACUGGCAGGUGGUUCAGGAGGUGCCAAGCCUGGACGGCGCUGAAAUCACACUCAGCUCCAAUGGAUUAUCAGCAGGACAGUAUGAGCAGCGGAGUGGGCGGAGCCAUGUCGGCCUCGUGGCACGACGAUGAUGACGAUUUGAAGGUUGGAGGAGUGAAAUGUUUGAGAUCCAAACCCAGGUUCUCCGUCACUGAGGUCAAAAUGCUGCUGGAGGCGGUGAAAAGGAACAGAUACAUCGUACUCAAGAAGUUUAACCAAGGAGUUUCAGCUGAAGCAAAGAAGCAGACGUGGGCUGAAAUCACAGACGAGAUCAACGCUCUGGGAGAAAACCACAGGGAGGUUCGUCAGAUCAUGAAAAAAUGGGCAGAUCUUAAAUGUGAUGCCAAACGGCGCAUCGUGGCGCUGCGUGGUCCGAACGGGAAGAACCUGAGGAAGAAGAACCUGGGCCCUCUGGAGAAGAUGGUCCACAAAAUACUUCUGAUGAGCCCCAAAGGAGAUGAAGACAGUGAUGUGGACCUGGAUGACGACAGUUUCUCUAAACUUGCCGGUAAAGGUACCCCGUCCAACCCGUCUGUGUUCGCUUACCUCGGUGUGACUGAUGACUCCCUUCCUUUACCAGAGAACUCCUACGACUUUUCACCUCUGUCCUCCCCAGACAAAGACCCUGGAGCUGAGCGGUUCAUGGACAUGGACGAGGACGAUGACUCCUCCCUGUCCGUCCCCGUCGUCCCGCCGACGCCCACGUCCCUGGAGCCCCUCCCUGACGACGCCCUGAUGAGGCUGAAACCCGUCUACACCUACUCCAGAACCAACAGCCAGAACCACAACCACAUCCAGAACCACACCUCCUCCAGACCUUCCACCUCGCUCAACUUCCCCCCCGUGUCUGACGUGGACGCUGCCCCGCCCCUGUCGCCCCCGGGCCCCUGUGUCCCUGCCCCCUCGCUGCCGUUACCCUCAUCGGACUCUGCCCCUCAGCCCCCUCCCGCCGGGUCUUCCUCGUCCGCUACCUCCGCCCGGCCCGACCCUUCCCCCUCCUGUGACCCAUCCGACCCCCUCCCGGCGGGGGCGUCCUCGGGGCGUGUCCACGAACAGGUGUCCCAGCUGGCGUCCCAGAGCCUGCAGCAGCAGCGGGCGGGGCGCAUGCUGCUGACGUCGGUGUCGCGGUCCCUGGAGGCGCUGGCCCAGUCGGUGCAGCUGCUGGUGGAGAGUCAGCACCAGUUCGUCCAGGAGUCACUGAUGCUGCAGAGGGAGACGGUCAACGUCCUCAAGGACUUCUCCAACACGGCGCUGACCAUGCUGAGGGACAAGUCCAACGGAGGACCGACACAGCCGCACACCAUGGCACGCUUCAACUAUUAGGGUUUACGCAGCAAAUGUGAGGAGAGCAGCAGAGCGGAACACAUGAGGAAGACCCCCAGGAAGACCCCCCACCCACUGUACCUGAGAAAGACCCCCAGGAAGACCCCUGACCCCCGUACCUGAGAAAGACCCCCAGGAAGACCUACAGAAAGACCCCCAACCCACCAUACCCCAGAAAGACCUCCAGGAAGAUCCCCAGAAAGACCUCCAGGAAGACCCCCCUACCCUCUGUACCUGCUGGGGUAGGGGUGGGGGCAAACGGGUCCAAACAACGGUCCAAUCCAAAUCACACUGAAAAUAUGACCUGUCAGUUCAGUUCAGGUUCCACAUUCAGAGCAGUAGGAUCUAAAGUGGAUCAGAACCAGUCAAACAAGAACACACUAAACUAGAAAUAAUGACAAAUACACAUGUAAUGUAAAAAAAAAAAGUACAAAUAUUUACAUUUACGAACUAUCCUUUAACAAAAACCCUGAACUAUUUUCAUCUAAACCAGUGGAAUAUUCCGUCUGUUCUUAAAUGUGUGUUUGGAGAGCCACUGGAUCUGAGCGAUAGAAUGAAGAUGUAGAAAUAACAAACGGAGACAGAACACUGGUCCAGUUACACUGACGUUUGUUCAUGUUAUUCACAUUUUUAAAGGAGAGUUUGCUCAUGUAAACAUUUUCAUCCUUAAAUGUUACUUCCCCCCCCCCUCUGAAACAGAUAAAAGUUUGUAUUUGUUCUUAUUUCUAGGUUAUUGUUUUGUUCUGGUCCUGGUUGUGAUCCACUUCAGAUGGUGUCGGUGUGGAUCCUGGACUCAGCUGCCUUUGACUGCCCUCUAGUGGAGCUUCAGACUAAUGCAGUUUCACACACUUUGUGCUUCUACCUUUAUGUUCUGUCUGUGGACCGUUCUCUGCCGUUGGAUGUAAUAAAUGUGUGUGUUUUUUGUUUUUUGGUGCUUUACCUGCUGUACUGAUGACCCGGUGCUGCUGCAGGAUGUCUCUACCCAUAAUCCCCCUGGUUUUUUUACCUGCUGUCAGUCACUGGCUGUGGUCCUUAAAGGGACUUGAACUCUGCUUGGACGUACAGAGGUCAAAUGUGUCCUUCCACAGGUAUGAGUUUGGUCUAAUGUGGGACGUUCACAUGGAAAACAGGCCUCCGAAUAUCAAACAAAGACAUAUUUUUGGCCUUUGAAGAAUAAUAUGUUACUAGUGUAUAGAAUUAAGUUUGAAUUUUUUCCAUAUAUAAGCAGAGUAUCUGUCAAAAGUAACGGAAUAAAAAAAUAUAAGAAUCUGAA